Messenger RNA from Sinocyclocheilus rhinocerous, 1840 nucleotides. RefSeq lists its product as uncharacterized. The transcript has 13 exons. NCBI's taxonomy places the organism in Eukaryota, Metazoa, Chordata, Actinopteri, Cypriniformes, Cyprinidae. The coding region runs from base 38 to 1840 and encodes 600 amino acids. The record is from RefSeq and is a predicted model, not a curated record.
CACAGAAUAUUAGUGUUGAACUUUAAAAAGAGCAGAGAUGUCUGAUACUAUUUAUGAUAAUGUCAUCAGGACUGAGACUGAGGGAAUGAAGAGAGAGAGAGUGGAGAUAAUGGUGGAUAUCUAUGAGAGUGUAGAUCAUGUGAGAGAUCAUGACUUCAGGACAGAGACAAACACACACCAACCACUUCAGCACACAGGAAGUGAUUCAGUGAAGAUCAGAAGCUCCAGAGCAGCUGUAGUGUGUUUGGUGCUGCUGUGUGUUCUUCUGCUGACUGCAGUCAUAGUGCUGGGUGUCCACAUCCAUACAAACAGCACAAACUACACAGAAGAGACACACCAGCUACUAACCAAGAUUAACAACCUCACAGAAGAGAGAGACCAGCUACUGAUCACGAUCAAAGAUUACAAAACAGAGAAAUACCAGUUAGUGAUCCAGAACAACAGCCUGACAAUUGAAAAGAAAGAUUUAUUAUCCAAGCAUGAUGUUGUAAUGAAACAAAGAGAGCAGUUACAGCAGGAGAACAAUGACCUGCGGAAACGUCUUCAUGAAGUGGAUGUUUUUUACUAUCAGUCCAGUCUUUACUUCAUUUCCUAUGAGAGGAAGAGCUGGACUGAGAGCAGACAAGACUGUAAGGAUAGAGGAGCAGAUCUGAUCAUCAUAAACAACAGAGAGGAACAAGGUCUUGUUAAGCAAUUGUCUGUUGGCACUUUUGUCUGGAUUGGUCUGACUGACAGUGAUGUGGAGGGCAGAUGGAAAUGGGUUGAUGGCAGCAUACUGACCUCUGGCUUCUGGGGGUCUGGAGAGCCCAAUGGACACAGAGGAGAAAACUGUGUUGUGUCUUAUGCAUCAUGGUGGUAUGAUUAUCCAUUGGUGCAUUUAAAAAGAAAAAGCUCAAAAGCAGAAGUUCAGAGCAGUGCGGACCACAUGAAGCAUCAUUAUAGUGUUAAGAAAUAUUUAUCUUCAUAUCGGUCAUCUUCAGGAAGUUUCAGAGCAGCUGCAGUGUGUUUGGUGCUGCUGUGUGUUCUUUUGCUGGCUGCAGUCAUAGUGCUGGGUGUCCACAUCCAUACAAAGAACACAAACUAUACAGAAGAGAGAGUCCGGCUACUAACCAGGAAUACCAACCUCACAGAAGAGAGAGACCAGCUACUAACCACAAUCAAAGCUCUUAAAGACCAAUUAGCAAUCAAUAACCAAGACUUUACAGCUGAAAAGAAAGAAUUAUUAUCCAAAAAUGACAAUCUAAUGAAACAAAGUCAACAGUUAAAUCAAGAGAACAAUGACCUGCGGAAACGUCUUGAUCAAUCCUGUCUUUACUAUUUUUCUUCUGAGAAGAAGAGCUGGACUGAGAGCAGAAAAUACUGUAGAGAGAGAGGAGCAGAUCUGAUCAUCAUAAACAACAGAGAGGAACAAGAAUUUGUUAGGAAAUGGUUUGAUAAUAAUAGAGUCUGGAUUGGUCUAACUGACAGUGAUGAAGAGGGCACAUGGAAAUGGGUUGAUGGCAGCAUACUGACCUCUGGGUUCUGGAUGUUUGGUGAGCCCAGUGGACAUAGAAGAGAGAACUGCGCUCUAACAGUUGUAGGAGAAUGGGCUGAUCAUCCAUGUACAGAGGAAUAUAAUUGGGUGUGUGAGAAGAGAAAAACGUUAUUCUCUUACUCUUCAGUGAUUUGUUCAUCAGGGAUCCAAUUUUGUAUAGUCUCAUGCCGGCUGGUCGGGAUCUCAAGGUUCUGGAAUCAUGGAGAGCCCAAUGGAUAUGAAAAAGAGAACUGUGUUUUCACUCAUUUUUCAGGGUGGGUUGAUCAUUCAUUUCAUUAUGGACAUACAUCAAGUUCAAAGGGAUAG